AUGGCAACAACUGACGAUGACCGCAGAGAAUAUCUGCGAAAUAACGUCACCUCAGACCUUCAGUAUGUUUGGGAUGAUGCCGAGAUCCCACUAGCGUUACAAUACGAUAUGGCCCAGCACUACAAGUCGCUCAGGGUCUUCACAGCUUUGGGGGAAAACUCUGCAGAUGUGCGGACUGCAGUCCAAGCAGACUUCAACUUGGACCCAGCCAGAGACCCAGCCGUGCGGGCACAAGUCGCACAAGUGGUCGCAGCUUGGAACGCAGGAAAGGAGCUCUACACAAAGGAGAAAGAGAUCCAAGCCGAGAGCAAAGUUCUUGGCGUACCCCGUCAUCUCCAACACAGCGAGAGGUUGGCAAUGCUCAAAGCAGUCGAAAAGGUUUUAGGCCAUCUCACCGACCACGAGACGCCCAGUGCAGAGUACCUUGCCUUGAAGGUUGAAGAGUGCGAGAACGGAGAGUGUACGGCAGCAAGCUUGGAUGAAGUGUCGUCGAAGGCCGACCGCAACACAUCGGCACUGCAGACUUCGCUGGAUAGCACGGGCCAUGUUCGGAUUACCAAGACAAAAUCCAAAGGCCGGCUUCCAGAGACUACAGAAGAGUACCGGAAGUUGAUGAAGCUGGAGGCCACUACUUGGCUUUGUAUGUCAUCCAAAUUCAAGUCGAAACACUUCUUGGCAGGUUUGAAGAUGCAGGACUUCAAUCGCUUUGUGGAGUUCGUACUUGGAGAAAAGGUACAUGGCAUCAAAGUGCCUGUCGAUGGACAGCAGCAACCGUUGCGUCCACCUUUUGCCCUGGUGCUGCAAUUUGAGCACCGCCUGCGACGAGAAGCAUUCAAGCUGGUCAACAAAGGGGAGAAGACACUGGCAGAGGCCUUGGAGGCCGUCACAAAGGAUGCUGAACUCAAGGAGUCAUACUUUACCACCCCUUUGGCUCUGACCAACCACGACCCAGCUCGGCAUGGCGGUCAACGCACCUACAACAACCCCUACGACAACAAGAAGGGCAAGUCAAAGGGGUUUGGCAAAGCAGACGUCAAGCACUACCUCCAGGAGUUUGGCUUGGAGCACCAAUUUUCUUUGCAUGUUACCGAGGUCGAUGUGGAACGACAGGCCUCAGAUGAUCUGUUAAACAGUCAACUUUGGGACAAGAUUUUUCAAGAAUUAGAAGCUGGAUUAUGGGAUGUGGUGGUCAUGUCACCGCCCUGCAAUACCUUUAGCAGGGUCCGUUUCAACUGGAAAACCUCGCCCGGCCCACGGCCACUACGGAAUUUUCACUGGCCUCGAGGGUUUCCUUGGCUUACAGGUUCAAAUUUGCAGCUGACACAAGAUCACAACUAUUUGGUGGACCAGACCAUCGCCACGGCACACAAGUGUUUCCAAUGCAAUGCCGACUUUCUGAUCGAGCAUCCCGAAGAUUUAGGGGCAUGCCAUGGUGAAUGGCCUGCUAGUAUUUGGCAGUGGGAAACUAUGCAACAGCUGCAGCAAGCCACGAAAGCCACGACUUGGGCAGUUUUCCAGUGUCAUUUUGACGCGCCAUCGCCCAAGCCAACCAGGUUUCUCUCUACACUCAAGCCUUGCAAGCAGCUUCCACAUGCCACCUGGCCAGUUUUCGACGAGGACCGACAGUACUUGGGCCCCCUGCCUACGUCUUGUGGACACUCCAUGCAUGCCAAACGCCUUUUGGGCCAACUGCCAAGUGGGAAAUGGGCCACCGAGGGUUCUGCAGCUUACCCCCCGGCGCUUUGCAAGUACCUGGCCGAGCUCAUCGCCAGCCGGGUGGGGAGCACACAGGCCUCUUCACUCGGCUCUGACGCUGGGACGAAGCCUACAACCACUAUGGCUGCAGAUAGCUCUCCUACUAGGGAUCCUGCAGAAACUGGACAAACACCUACAACCCCUACAGCGGCAGACAGUCCAGACCUUGGGACGGUCGAUUCAGACACAAAUGAGCUACCAACUCAAGGCGGGCUGGAAGAGGCUCGUAACAGGGGAAAGCCGUUGGUGGUUGAAUGGGGUGGUCGGGCCAAGCCUUUUGUUGACGGGUUUGGUCUUUGCUCAGCAAACCGUUGGCGCCCAGAGAAUAGAGGUGCUUACCUUGGAAUGGAGGCGCGGCGCCUGGGACUAAAGUUAAAAGAGCUCCUGCAGGAGUUUGUGGUGUCCCAGGUCGGUGACUUGAGACAAGAAGCCUUCCACCUGGCUUUGGGGAGGCUGCAGAGUUCACCGUUUUCAGAAAAGGCUUUGCAGAAACUUAGGGAAGACUGGGCCCAGUUGUUGCCAUCUCCGGCCAGUGCCAGGGAGCUCCCGGAAGGCCAACCUUUCUUCCUUCACCUUUUGGCACAAACGCUUGAGGUCAUGGAGGACCCGGACUAUCGGGUGCUGGUGCAGGACAAAGAGUCGUAUGCAACGGGGGUUCCGGUUGGGCUGGAUGAGCCGCUGCCCAGAGUUCCAGCGGUAUUCCCACCGAAGGAGAAACAUCGCAAGCUGGACGAUUCAGACUACACCCCCUUUUCAGAAAACUACAAGUCAGCGGAGCUGGUGGCAGAGGAGAUGGAGAACAAAUUUAAAGAAGAAGAAAAGCUGGGUAGAAUGUACCCAACUACGCUGGCGGCCUUGAAAGCAAAGCAUCCUGACCGGGAAGUGCUAGUGGCGUCCAUGGGGGCCAUACAGAAACCCAACGGUGACAUCCGUCCCAUCCACGAUGCUACCCACCAUGUUCAGCUUAACAACAGGAUAGUUUUCAGGGACCAACUACAAUACCCUGGGCCGGAAGAUGCGGCUGGCGUCAUACGAGAGGUGACCGAGACAAAGGAGGCCAUGUUUUCUAUUUCAGCCGAUAUCAAGUCGGCACACCGACUGGUGAAACUGCGGAGUAGGGAUCACCCUCUCAUUUGCUGCAAAGCUUCUUCAACGUCCGAUACCAUUUGGGUUAACAAGGUUGGGACCUUUGGCGUUUCUAGCGCUUCCUACUGGUGGACACGGCUCAUGGGAACCAUUGGAAGGCUGGUGGGCAAUGCAAUGGGGACUGAAUUCAACUACCAGCUCAUUUACGUGGAUGAUUUACAUGUAGUGGUUUUUGGAGAACGCAAGUUCUUGAUGCUGUGGAUGAUGCUUGCAGCCUACGAGGCCUUGGGUACCCCGUUCCAGUAUGCGAAGUUCGCUGGUGGGAUAGAAGUAACGUUUGUGGGCUUUCAGUUGGACUAUGGACGUUGCAAGAUGGGUGUGACGGCCAAGCGAGGCCUUUGGUUGCUGAACUUCAUAAAGGAGAUGGAGGCAGCACGUUACACGGUGCACAUGCGCCGGUUUGGGGAGUUCCUUGGAAGAUUGGCCUUCCUGGCCCGAGUCCUCGUUUGGCUGAAAGCACACCUGGCGCCAUUGUAUAGCUGGGCAGCAGCCCUGGCAAAAGGAACGGUGGCCACGGCACCACGUAUGGUGGUUUUGGUCCUCAAGUUCAUUGCCAUACAGUUGGCGGACUGCAGUUUUAUGUACUCAUGUCACAGGCCCGUCCAUGUGCUGGAGGAACAGUUUAGAACGGAUGCGAAGUGUGCUCAAGGGGUUGUCGUUUUGGGCGGUCACCACAUGGCCACGGGUCGUUGGUUUUCUCUGCGUUUGGAGCCCGAGCAGGCCCCGUACCUGUUCAAGCCUGAUGGCGAAAGCAGUUGGGCAUCCGCGCCGGCGGAGCUGUUGGCCACCACCGUGGCACUGGUUCUUUUUGGCUAUGGAAAAGGAAGAGAAAGAGUGACCGUUCCAAUUUACCUGGCGGCAGGCACAGACAAUCAGUCGAAUGAGGCCCUUCUCCAGAAGGGUAGUUCUACUAAGUUCCCACUGGCUUUGGUCAACAUGCAAAUGACGCAUCAGCUUAUGCGUUGGGGGUUGAGGCUGGAGCUGCGUUGGAGGCCCCGGGCUGAAAACGACUUGGCCGACAAACUUACCAACGAGGACUUCAGCCAGGUGGACGCGAACCUGCGUGUAGAGUGCAAGUGGGAAGACUUUGAUUUCAGCCUUCUACAGCAGUUAUGGGAGGCGAGGCAUGAGUUCCUGGACAAAGACAGGCUAAGAAAGUUUGCAAAACAUGUUGGGAAUGCGAAGUUUGAGAAAACUCAGUGGUGA
Molecule: messenger RNA, 4107 nt
Organism: Cladocopium goreaui
Lineage: Eukaryota; Dinophyceae; Suessiales; Symbiodiniaceae
Source: the annotation of a GenBank genome assembly